ACAAAAGCACCUCGAUGGCCUAUCGCCUGACCUAGUGCAGUUCUGCAGCCGAAAGCCCCGGAAUGAUUCUUACCGCCCUGAGUUUGAUAUCGGUCGUCACCACAUGGCAAACUGUUGGGGCCAAUUUUUACGAGACCAGCAUCAACGAACCGACCAUUGAUCAUCACCAUCGGAACGCGCUCCGAUUGGAGGCCUACAAGUGGCCAGAUGGUAUCGUCCCCUACCGGUUUGCCGACAGUUGCGACCAGCAGUACCGAUCGGCUGUUCUGGAUGCAAUGAAUGUCCUCCAUCAGGCGACCUGCGUCCACUUCAUUCCGAAGACCACCGAACAGGUGGAGCACAUUCAGUUCGGAAAGUCAGAGCUGGGCUGUGGUUCUUCGAUUGGGUAUCGGCCGGAACAGCGGGAACCGUUGGAUGUGUUCCUGGAUGAUUUCUGUAUCGGUUUACCGGGCGCCAUACAGCAUGAGCUGUUGCACGUGCUGGGGUUGUUUCAUGAGCACACCCGACCCGAUAGGGACGAGUACGUGGAAGUUCUAUGGGAUAACAUCGAACCAGAAUUCCGUCGGAACUUUGUCAAGGGCACGUGGGACUACAUGGAAACGUUCGGACUGCCGUACGACUUCGGAAGCGUGAUGCACUAUCCGUCGUAUGCUUUUGCCAGGCCGGGAACUACGGAAACGAUGGUCUCCCGCCAGAAUCGUACCGCCCAGCUGGGACAGACCGAUGGUGCCAGCGAGUUGGACCUGGAGAAGAUCAGACGGAUGUACAAGUGCGACGGAGUGUCAUCGAGCAAAUAAACUCGUUUUCAUUAAUUGUUAGGAUAAUCUUUAUGUUAACGAAAGCUUCAAAGGAAUGCGUCUACAGAUAGCGGAUAAAAUAAUCAUCGGGCACUUUAAAUACUUUGUUGUUUUAUUUCUAGAUGCGGGUAAACCUAGUUUUUUUUUUUUUUUUUUUUUGCAGUACGUU
Messenger RNA from Aedes aegypti (yellow fever mosquito), 966 nucleotides. Its product is annotated as low choriolytic enzyme. Gene Ontology annotation, molecular function: zinc ion binding; metalloendopeptidase activity. The transcript has 2 exons. The coding region runs from base 63 to 797 and encodes 244 amino acids. Lineage: Eukaryota; Metazoa; Arthropoda; Insecta; Diptera; Culicidae. The record is from RefSeq and is a predicted model, not a curated record. Gene Ontology annotation, biological process: proteolysis.